Molecule: messenger RNA, 1257 nt
Organism: Diospyros lotus (date-plum)
Lineage: Eukaryota; Viridiplantae; Streptophyta; Magnoliopsida; Ericales; Ebenaceae
Exons: 2
Coding region: 1-1257 (418 amino acids)
Biological process (GO): telomere maintenance; DNA repair
Molecular function (GO): DNA helicase activity
Source: RefSeq, a predicted model, not a curated record
AUGGAUAUUAUUAUUGUUAAUCAUGCUCUUAAGAUUACGGGUGUCACAGAGGCACAACAAACAGAUCCACAAAUUACUAUUGAUUGUCUCAACAAUGGACAGCGGAAUGCUUAUAACACAAUCACUUCUUCAGUUUUUCAAAAUAAAGGAACUAUUUUCUUUCUGAAUGGGGGUGCUGGAACAGGGAAAACAUUUAUGUACAAUACAAUUGCAUUAAAAUGUCGCAACCUUGGGUAUAUCAUUGUUACUAUGGCUUCAUCUGGAAUUGCAUCAUUGUUACUGGUAGGAGGUCGCACUGCACACUCAACAUUUUCCAUUCCAUUAGAUGUCUUGGAUAAUUCGAAUUGUGGGCUUAGCAAACAAUCAUUACAAGCUGAGUUAUUUAGAGAAACAAAACUCAUAAUUUGGGAUGAAGUUCCUAUGCAACAUAGACAUUGUGUUGAGGCGGUUGAUCGUACAUUGAGGGAUAUUUGUGAUAGUAAAAAGCCAUUUGGGGGUAUUACUGUUGUUCUUGGUGGAGACUUUCGACAAAUCUUAUCAGUUAUACCCAAAGGAGUUCGUGAGAAAAUUGUGAAUGCAUCAUUAAGACACUCUGUUCUAUGGAAACAUAUACAUAUCUUAACUUUGGAUUUGAAUAUGCGCUUGAAUCGUGAAGGCCAUGAAAAUGCUAAUUUUGCAAAUUUCUUGAUGGAGAUUGGGACCAAUCCUCAAGAAAUCGUUAACCUCCCAUCAACAAUACACAAAUGUCAAGAUUUGAAUGAAUUACUCUCUACAGUUUACCCACAGUUGAAUAUGAUAGAGACAUCAACUCCAACAUUUUUAACCGAACGCACAAUUUUGUUUGCGCGUAAUGAUGAUGUCAGUGAGAUUAUUACUAUUGCGUUGAAUAUCUUUCUAGGGAGAUUAUGUACUUAUCUUGCAGCAGAUAAAAUGUCUGAAGAUAAUGAAAUUGAUCCUACCAUUACAAAUAGAUAUUCUAAUGAAUAUUUAAAUUCAUUAGAUCCUCCUGGGCUUUCAAUUUUUAAGUUAGAGUUGAAAGUGGGUUGUCCUAUAAUAUUGUUGAGAAACAUUGCACCGAAAGAUGGAUUAUGUAAUGGUACAAGAUUGAUGGUUACUAGGUGCGAUACUCGCAUAAUUGAAGCUCAAAUUUUAACUGGAGAGAAGUUUGGUAAUUUGGCAUUCAUACCAAGGAUAUCUUUGACACCAUCUUCUUCAGAAAUGCCUUUUCAAAUGACAAGACGUCAAUUUCCAGUUUGA